AAAUUAAGAAUGGAGUUGUUUGGUUUAUUUGAGUUAUUCAUUGCUUUCAAUUUAAUGCCCUUGGUCUUUAUAUUCCUUUGGUAUCUUAUUAUUGGAGAUUUUAAGAAUUUUAAAGCCAGUAAAGUGGCCUGCACUAAUUUUACCGCAACAGACCCGGUUAAUUGUUAUCAGAAUUACAAGAAAUCAAAUUAAGUCAAUAAUUAAUAUGACGCAUUAUCGAUAUAGUCUGAGUUUUUGUUAAAAAAAAUGCUUAAUUGAUUAAGAUACAAAAUAAUUACCACAUAAUUCCAUGA
Messenger RNA from Stomoxys calcitrans (stable fly), 293 nucleotides. RefSeq lists its product as uncharacterized. The record is from RefSeq and is a predicted model, not a curated record. The transcript has 2 exons. The annotation marks the transcript as partial. NCBI's taxonomy places the organism in Eukaryota, Metazoa, Arthropoda, Insecta, Diptera, Muscidae.